CAGCUUUGGUACGUCUUCGUCAAUCGUUUAGUGAAGAAAUCGAAUUUUGAAGACGAAACGGCUCCUUGUCCCGGUCGCUCGGCACUUCGCCACCGGGAUCGCCUCACCCUCCGGCUACCCGCCGGCGACAACUCCCUAUAGGAAGUGAUCAGAUACCACCAUGGUUUACUUCAGUUGCACUUGAUGUGAAAGAUUUGUCCUUCAUUUGGAAGCAAAAUUCUGCAAUUGGAAGUCUGGUUGGAGUUGUAUAUAUAGGAGUGUAGAUCAGAUGUGCCGUCAAAAUUCUUCUGUGCAGUUAUCUGCAGAAGAGGCAAUUGCAGCUGAAGAAAGCCUCUUAAUAUAUUGCAAACCUGUUGAGCUAUAUAAUAUUCUUCAGCGCCGUGCUUUGCAAAAUCCUACAUUUCUUCAAAGAUGCUUGCGUUACAAAAUACAGGCAAGGCGCACAAGGAGGUUGAGUGCUGGAAAUGUAAUUUUCAACUAUAGGGGCUAUAACAAAACGGUACGGAAAACUGAAGUAACUGAAGAAUUUUCCUGUCCUUUUUGCUUAAGUCAAUGUGCAAGUUUUAAGGGUCUGCGAUAUCAUUUGUGCUCGUCACAUGACCUAUUCAAUUUUGAGUUUUGGGUAACUGAGGAGUAUCAGGCAGUGAACGUCUCUGUGAAAAUUGAUCGUUUGGAUUCUCAGAUCAUUGCAGAUGAUGUACAUCCGCGGCAGCAAACAUUUUUCUUCUGCUCAAAACCACGGAUGCGUAUUAAGCCAAAAGACCCAGCUGAAAAUGCAAAGUAUGUUUAUCCACACUUCUUGGAGUCGGCCUCACCUAUACUAACUGAGGAAGGCAUAUGUGAAGGAAUUUCGGAAAGGAAUGAUGAUGUUCUUUCUUGUAAAGGUGGCGGGGCUCUUAGGUCAUUUCCCAGUGAGAAAGAUUUGCAGAAUGGAAGUCACAAAGGAGUGAACUGUGGCCCUGUCAAUCUCAGUGCCACAGAGUGUAUAGAACAUGUUGCAUCCAGAUUUAAUACGGGUGGUGUUUCAAUUGCCAUGGCUCACUGUUAUCCUGAUCCUGAGGUUGGAACUGAUCUCACACAACUUGCUAUGGUGCAGUCUACAAAGACAAAAAAGUUAUCCUCAGAGCAGUCAGCCUCUAGAAACCGUUUACUCCUGCAGAAACGACAGUUCUUUCAUUCUCAUAGGGCUCAGCCAAUGGCUUUGGAUCAAGUAUUGUCAGAUCGUGAUAGCGAGGAUGAGGUCGAUGAUGAGAUUGCAGAUUUUGAAGAUCGAAGGAUGCUUGAUGAUUUUGUGGAUGUCACCAAAGAUGAAAAGCAUUUCAUGCAUCUUUGGAACUCAUUUGUGCGGAAACAAAGGGUGCUAGCAGAUGGUCAUGUUCCUUGGGCAUGCAAGGCAUUCACAAAACUUCAUGUGCGGGAGUUGGUCGAAGCUCCAGCUCUAUUUUGGUGCUGGAGACUAUUUAUGGUCAAACUUUGGAAUCAUGGCCUUCUUGAUGCUGGCACAAUGAACAACUGUAACAUAAUUCUUGAAAGCUUCCGGAAGGAGGGUAUAGAUGCCAUGAAGUGUUAAGGAGCAGGUUAUUUACCAUUUUUUCUUUGAAGGAAACAAAGAGAUGCACUGUAUGUUGCAAUUCUUCAUUUUUGGCUGUAAUUUUCCUAUUAUUAUUUUCCUGUUAUUCUUCCAUUAGAAAGGGAAACAGUAGCAUUCUUCUGCCCUCUAAUCUUUGUCUACAACUGCUUUCUAAUUUACUUCACUGAGAUGUAUACGAUCAUUGACCUUUUCACAUUUUUUUUUUCAUUGCUUUUCUCUUUCCACC
Molecule: messenger RNA, 1817 nt
Organism: Malania oleifera
Lineage: Eukaryota; Viridiplantae; Streptophyta; Magnoliopsida; Santalales; Ximeniaceae
Product: polycomb group protein EMBRYONIC FLOWER 2-like
Exons: 16
Coding region: 269-1570 (433 amino acids)
Cellular component (GO): nucleus
Molecular function (GO): chromatin DNA binding
Source: RefSeq, a predicted model, not a curated record